GUUUUCUGAAACUACCGAAUUGGUGAGUCAAUCUCUUCAGCUCAGGAUAUGGACUCAAAACCAUCGGGGCAAUAAUGGAUAUUUGUAUUGCUUAAAAGUAAAGGUAAUCGUUGCUGGAUUAGAACAGUUGUUUGAUAAAACAGGAACGUAUUAGGAGACUGUGCGACGAUGGGUAAUAUUCUGUACACGUUCUCUAGGGUCAACCAACUUGGAAGUCGAAACGAUGAUGACUUCUCGGAUAGGCUCAGUCAUCGUUAUACGACAAUCCUCCUUACCGUAUUCUCCAUACUGGUGACGGGAAAACAAUACACGGGGGAUCCGAUUCACUGCUGGUGUCCAGCGGCGUUCUCAGACGCACAGGUGAAUUAUGCAAACAGUUUAUGCUGGAUAAAGAACACAUACUACAUACCUAUAGGUGAUUUACUACCUCUAGAAGAUGAACCAAGACGGAGUAAAGAGAUCAGUUAUUACCAAUGGGUACCUAUAGUACUCCUCGGCCAGGCAUGUUUGUUUUACCUCCCCUGUUUAGUAUGGAGGAUUUUAAAUUCCAGAUCUGGGAUAAAUGUAAAUAACAUCGUUCGCACUGUCAGCGACAGUGAUCACGUGAACCCUGACAUCCGGGAACGCACGAUCAAGUAUCUCGUGCGACAUAUGGACAGAUGCUUCGAGAAUCAGAGAGAAUAUCGCACGGGAUGGUGCAUCAAAGUGCGACAGUUUAUUGCGACGAAGAUGUGUUUACUUUGCGGCAGACGAUAUGGCAAUUUUUUGAUCGCAUCAUAUUUGUUAGUCAAACUGCUGUAUUUUUUAAACGCAUUGGGUCAGCUGUUUCUGAUGAAUGCAUUCCUGAAAACAGAAUACAUGUUGUAUGGCUACGAAGUUCUCCGAGAUCUUGCGAAGAUGGACGAUUGGACUGCAUCAAUUCGGUUCCCAAGGGUUACGUUAUGUGACUUCAAAAUCAGAAUGUUUGGACACAAUGUGCACAGAUACACCGUCCAGUGCGUUCUACCAAUUAAUCUCUUUAAUGAGAAAAUCUACAUUUUCUUGUGGUUCUGGUUUGUCGUAAUUGCAUGCUCAGCAUUCUAUACCUUUAUGUCCACUCUGAUGAUUGCCAUUGCCGGGAAUCGAAUCAGAUACAUAAAGAAAUAUCUGAAACUAAUGGGCAGAUACGACAAAGAAACUGAAAAGAAAGUUAUCGGAAAGUUUGUGAAUUUGUAUCUAAAACAAGAUGGCGUUUUUGUGGUUAGACUUCUUUCCAAGAAUACAAACGACGUAUUUGUGUCGGAGAUUAUUUGUGGGUUAUGGACAUUUUACAAGAACUACAGAAGAACUGGGGCUGAAGUUGCGAUGGUAUGACUACCGCAAGUUGCAAAUGUUUGCAAACAAAAUGGAAAUGGUCACGCAGGGGCAAUUAAUUGAUUGCCCUAACGUAAGUGAAGGACACGAAAUUUCCAUUGCAGAACUUCCUUUUAAUAUAACCUUGCAUUGCAGAGAUAACAAGGAGGCAUCUAAAUUACGACAUCGAUCCAAUUUGAUUGAUUUCUAAUAUAACGCCUUGGCAGGUUUUAAACCGUAUCUGGAAACAUUCCCCUUUUACUUACUUUGGAAAUGCCAGUACAUUAGAGUUGCCCUGAGAUAGGAGGUCUAAAUUGAUUACUUUAGGGUUUGUAUUGACAGUAAUGACAGAAUUAUAUCGGUCAUCUCAAAUACUUAGAUGUUUCUUUUAAGACAAUUGAAUCGUCCGAGGCAUCUUCUUGCUUGACGUCAUUGUCAAUUAGGGUAAUCGUCAAGAGUUUUGGAUUUUAUGAGUUAGUCGCCAAAUAAAUGUAUAUAUAGUUGAAUAGAUAUAGCUCUUGAUGUAAUCACUGUAAAUACUAGUCGCCUCUCAAUCAAAUGUACUACGUAAGAUGAUGAGACCAAUGCUUAUACUAAUAAGGAACAAGUGACUUUUAGAUGAAAUGUCUUCGGCCAUAAAAAAGAAAGCCUGUGUGAAUUCUGAGUAGUUAAUUAAUCGAGUCUAACUUUUGCAUUUUACGAAUCCAUAUAAAGUACUGAAAAUGGUCAACCGAUCCGAGAUGACUAUAAAGCCUGACAUCAGCCUGACAUCAGCCACUUGAACAUCAGUUCCCAUAAACCAAUAAAGCAAACUGCUCUGAACCCGAAUACAAUUUAGCCUAAUAGGCAUAGCAUAAUGCCAUUAUAUAAACACAAUGUUAAGAUACAUCAUCAUUAUGAAAUGCAUUGUAUUUGUGUCUUGAAUAUAACAAAUGCACCUAAACACAUACUAUACAUGGUGGUGCUGAGGA
Molecule: messenger RNA, 2303 nt
Organism: Owenia fusiformis
Lineage: Eukaryota; Metazoa; Annelida; Polychaeta; Sabellida; Oweniidae
Source: the annotation of a GenBank genome assembly